Molecule: messenger RNA, 2134 nt
Organism: Diorhabda carinulata
Lineage: Eukaryota; Metazoa; Arthropoda; Insecta; Coleoptera; Chrysomelidae
Gene: TMS1
Product: probable serine incorporator
Exons: 9
Coding region: 536-1897 (453 amino acids)
Cellular component (GO): membrane
Source: RefSeq, a predicted model, not a curated record
AAAUUGUGCGUUCGCGGUGCUAAUAAAGCAUGUUCAGGAUUCAAAAUCCCGUAUUUAUCCUUUUUAUGAUAUUUACCACGAAAUAACCACUAACCUAUGUGGUUUCUACGUAAUUGUAUUUCGUGGUAGUUGACUUUAUACUUACAAUUUUAGAUAUUCAUAAAUCGUUCGUGGAGGAAAUAUAUACUGUGAACAUAUUCUGAACAAAGCAUGUGCGUGUGACACGUCCAAAAAAUAUUCAGAAUACAUUAGGAAUGUGUCCAAAUUAUCUACCGCGAACGAAGCUUAUGUCUAUGGUAGCUGUUUUUUUAGUUACUACUGGCAACACUGAUGUAUUUGCCUAUGACUUUUGACAUAAUUAUGAUAAGUAGAUAAGCAGUUGUUUGUUGGUAAAGCAAAGUGUAUUUAUUCUGUCGUAUUUCAUCAAUAAUAAGAUCUUUGUCUAAAAAUUGAAACGUCGUUCAAUACUACUACGUUAUAUUUAAUUCUAAUUUAUAACUAAUAAAGUGCAAUCAUUUUCCGAUUAUAAAUAACAAUGGGAGCUGUUCUGGGCCUUUGUUCAGCAGCACAGUUGGCGUGUUGUUGUACAAGUACAGCAUGUUCUCUUUGUUGUUCUGCUUGUCCAUCUUGCAGAAAUUCCACUUCCUCUCGCAUAAUGUAUGCUCUAAUGUUAUUAGUGGCUACAAUAGCUGCAUGCAUAACAUUAGCUCCUGGUCUACAAAAUGCUUUAACAAAGGUACCGUUUUGUACAAACAGUUCCUCCGUCAUUCCUACUUCUAUAGGGAUAGAUUGUUCUCAAAUCGUUGGUUAUCUCUCAGUAUAUCGAAUAUAUUUCAUUUUAACAUUAUUCUUCGUUUUAAUGGCACUCAUGAUGAUUGGAGUGAAAAGUUCGAAAGAUCCAAGAGCUGGUAUACAAAAUGGAUUUUGGGGUAUAAAGUUUCUUCUAGUAAUAGGCGGUAUAAUUGGUGCCUUCUUUAUUCCUGAAGGAUCUUUUGGCACAACCUGGAUGUAUUUUGGUAUGAUUGGUGGUUUCCUGUUUAUAAUAAUACAGUUGAUUUUGAUAAUUGAUUUUGCUCAUUCAUGGGCAGAAGCAUGGGUUGGUAAUUACGAAGAAACAGAAUCAAAGGGUUGGUAUGCGGCAUUAAUAGGAAUGACAUUAUUGAAUUAUGCCUUAACUAUUACUUGGGUCGUCCUUCUCUAUGUAUUUUAUACAAAGUCAAGUGGAUGUGAUUUAAACAAAUUUUUGAUUUCGAUCAAUUUGAUUCUUUCUGUGAUUGUAAGCAUAAUAUCUAUUUUGCCCGCCGUUCAAGAUAAAUUGCCUAGAUCUGGAUUAUUACAAUCAUCCGUAGUUUCAUUGUAUGUUACUUAUCUUACAUGGUCAGCCGUAUCCAAUUCAGAACAAGAAUGUAACCCUGGUAUGUGGGGUAUCUUUGGAAAACAUACUACUUCGAAAGGUAGCAGUGGAUUCGAUAUUAUCGGUUUGAUUAUUUGGAUGUGUUGUGUUCUAUAUUCUUCACUUCGUUCCGCAAGCAAAUCCUCCAAGAUUACAAUGUCAGAAAGUAUGUUAGCUAAAGAUACCGGAGCAGUAAAUUACGGAACUGACAGUUUAGUUGAAAAUGAAGGUAAUGAUGGUGGUGAGAGUGGCGACAAAAAAGUUUGGGAUAACGAGGAAGAAACGGUUGCUUACAGUUGGAGUUUCUUCCACGUCAUGUUUGCUUUGGCCACUCUGUAUGUAAUGAUGACUCUUACUAAUUGGUUCAAUCCGAAUUCAAGCCUGGAAAAUCUUCAUUAUAAUGCAGCUUCCAUGUGGGUAAAGACGAUUUCCAGCUGGCUUUGCUUAUUGCUAUAUGGCUGGACAUUGAUUGCACCAGUGGUACUAAGCGAUCGUGAAUUUUAAUUUCAUGAUUAAAAUAAUAUUAUAAAACACGAUCCAAUAAAUUUAACUGUUGUAUGUUUAUUGUACUAUAAAAUAUAAUCAACAAAUUUAGACGUAAAAAUAAUUUUAAGUAGUACCGACACGUGAUAUAACCAUAAAUGUAGUAAGUGUAAAUACUUAUAUUUUUAACGUUGUUCGAUAUUAGAAGUACUUUAAAUGAUUUGUUUAUUUCAAAUAAAUAAAAAUUUUAUCAUGUAA